GUCCAGGGAAAGCCGUGACCCCGGAGGCCUGGGGGCUCCGCCGGACUGCGAGACCCCACGCUGACCUCCCAUCGCUUUCCUGAGUCCUCAAAUUCGUCUCAGGGAGAGCCGGGUUGUGCGCUCAGACUGGAGGGCCGCGUCGCUUCCACCAGGGGGCGUGAGCACCCGCGCGCUCCGCAGCGUCCACUGGUGGCGCUGUAGCGCGAGACCCCUGCGCGGUCUGGGGAAGGAUUUGCAUAAUCUUGAAAGAGCCGCGGUGAGUGGCUGCAGCACAGAAGCCGACUGUGAAACGCUGCUUCUCAUUGGCUAAACUUGCCUGGCGGGUCCGCGGCCUGUCCCGGCUGGACCCGAGGCCGGCGGGGAGCGAGACAGAGAGCCGGAGGUGCCGUCUCGGGGCGGAGCGAGUCUGAGCCGUUUGCGCCCCCUACGCCCUCGCUGGCUCUGUCCCGGAGCUGGAGAUGGGCACCCCAGCGGCGCCGUCGAGGACGCGUCUGGUCCUGCGACCCUUGCCACCUGCUCCCGCGCCCUGAGGCCCCGCUGCUCGCCGGGAAGAGGAAGGACGCAGCCCGCUCACGGGAACCGAGUGCUGGGCACCGAGCGCAUGGGCACCGAGCGAGGCGACCCCGAGCCCGCCUGCCGCGAGCAGUUCCAGGCGGCGGUCAGCGUCAUCCAGAGCCUGCCCCGGACAGGUUCCUACCGCCCCUCCUAUGAGGAGAUGCUUCGUUUCUACAGCUAUUACAAGCAGGCUACCCUGGGGCCCUGCCUGGCACCGAGGCCUGGCUUCUGGGACCCCAUCGGACGCUACAAGUGGGAUGCCUGGCACAGUCUGGGCAGGAUGAGCAAAGAGGAAGCCAUGUCUGCCUAUGUUGCUGAGAUAAAGCUGGUGGCACAGAAGGUGAUUGACACGGUGCCCCUGGGAGAGGUUGCAGAGGACGCAUUCGCCUACUUUGCACCCCUGUACCAGGUGAUCCCGAACAUGCCAAGGCCCCCGGAAGCCUUCCUGAGAAGGAUCACAGGCUGCAAAGAACAGGUGCUUUGCAGAGAUGAUGGGGCUAUACCAGGGCCUCCCUACCUCUCCACGGAACCAGCACCCCCAGGCCCAGAGUCCCAGACUCCUAGAGACCUGGAUCUGGACAUUUUCUGUGAUUCCCUGGAGCAGCUUGAGCCCGAGCUGGUGAGACCCCCCUGCCUCCCCCUCCCCAGCCCAGAGGCUGCGCCUGUUCCCCUACCCCGCCUUGUCACUCAGGUCUGGGCUGAGCAGAGGGGAGCAGCAGGAAGAGACCCCAAGACCAAGACCAGCCUUGAGAGCCCUGAGGAGAAGGAGGAACUGGGGGGCGGCCCACAGGGGUCCCAGGAGCUGGACAAGUGGCUGGUGGGGACAGUCCGGGCCCUGCAGGAGAGCAUGCAGGAUGUGCAGGGGCGGCUGCGAAGCCUGGAGAGCAAGCCCCGGCCUCCUGCGCAGGUUUCAAGGUUACUCCAACAGUCCAGCCCUCGUCCCCAUCCUGACGCGUUGGCUCCCGUGGACUUGGAACUGCUGGACUGGGUGUGUGGCCCAGGGCUCUCUCCCGCUUAGCCACCAGACUCAGAGGUUUGUUCUUCAGAAUCGGGGUGGCUGGAGCAGGAGAGGGCCGAGCUUCUGCUUUGGGGUUCGCUGGGAACGCCUGACCCGCUGAGCACCCUGGAUGAGCCUUCCUGGCAGGGGCUUCGACACGGCCUCCCCUCUCCCCUCAGACUUCCUUUCCUUUCCUUCAUUUCAACUUUUACCAGUUUUAAAUACCAGUUAAAGAUUUUAAAGUAGAUUACAGACAUCGUGAUGUUCCAUCCUGAAAUACGUGGGUUUAGUAGCUCUCAAAAUAAGAACAUUCUACUACCUAGUCAAAAUGUUGUAAGGCCGGGCAUGGGCUACACACCUGUGAUCCCAGCACUAAGCCUGAGGCAGGAGGAUCAGUGAAAAUUUGAGGCCAGCUUG
This is a messenger RNA of Fukomys damarensis (Damara mole-rat), 1969 nucleotides long. RefSeq names its product acyl-CoA binding domain containing 4 (gene Acbd4). Bases 602 to 1573 code for a protein of 323 amino acids. Gene Ontology annotation, molecular function: fatty-acyl-CoA binding. The record is from RefSeq and is a predicted model, not a curated record. Gene Ontology annotation, biological process: fatty acid metabolic process. Lineage: Eukaryota; Metazoa; Chordata; Mammalia; Rodentia; Bathyergidae. The transcript has 9 exons.